GGGGGCUCGCGAUGAAUGGGAUCCACGCUACAAGCUUCGGCUAACGUGCUAAGUUUCCGUCAACCGUUGAUGCUGCUGUUACCUCAAUUAACGGUUGGUCCAUCACUACUACUACUACUACCGACGUUAGCUCCCUGGUGGCUACACCCACCCGUGUGUGUUUCCUCCGAAGAAUGUGCUUCCUCCAGCGGUAAGCCAAACCUCAACGACGUCAUCCUGAUCAACUUAGCCUAUGUUUCUGAUGUGGACAUAAUAAAUGACCGCACUGAGACUCCACCCCCACUAGCAUCACUGAAUGUUAGCAAGCUUGCCAAUCGAGCACGGACAGAAAAGGAGGACAAGCUGUCCCAAGCCUAUGCAAUCAGUGCUGGGGUUUCUGUGGAGGGCCAACAGCUAUUCCAGACUAUUCACAAAACCAUCAAAGACUGUAAAUGGCAGGAGAAGAACAUUAUUGUGAUGGACGACGUCGUAAUCUCGCCGCCUUACCAGGUUGAGAACUGCAAAGGCAAAGAGGGGAGCGCGUUAAGCCAUGUACGGAAAAUAGUCGAGAAACAUUUUAGAGACGUGGAAAGUCAGAAGUCCAUGCAGCGUUCACAAGCACAGCAAACACAGAAGGACUCCACUUUAUCUUCUUGAGUUGGCAGUGUGGGUCGGCCGGGGAAGGCGACGCGGGUGGUUCUGUUCCCACUGCCAGACUAAGUCGGCAUUCCUUGUCCUCAGUCUGAGACCACAAGGAGGAGCGCUGAGGGCCCUGGAUCCAGAAGAUCAAAAUACAAUUUAAAUGAAAAAGACAAAAAAGAAAGAGGAAAGAUUAAAUCUUAAAUUAGACUUUAUAAAGAAUAAUUUAAACAUGAACCAUAAAGCAACCAUAGUUUCCUUAACUAACUUGUCUCAUUCUGCCCCCACUCCUCCCCCCUGUCCCUGAAACCUUUUUCUUUUUCCGCCCUCCUUCCUUUUGCCUUCAGUUCCAUUUCAAAAAGAGAAAACUAGAGCAGUCAGAAAGGCUUGUUAGCUUUAUUUUCUGUCAUUGGUCCCUUUUUUGCUGUAUCCAUGUUCUACUGUCUGUAUUUUCUGUAUUUUAAACUAAAUGUGACUUGAAAUGCCACACUUUAAAGGACAUUUUCUAAAAUAAAAGUAACAAAAAUUC
Larimichthys crocea (large yellow croaker) is the source of this 1147-nucleotide messenger RNA. It is a transcript of the gene lsm12b, whose product is annotated as LSM12 homolog b. Bases 16 to 636 code for a protein of 206 amino acids. The transcript has 6 exons. NCBI's taxonomy places the organism in Eukaryota, Metazoa, Chordata, Actinopteri, Sciaenidae. The record is from RefSeq and is a predicted model, not a curated record. Gene Ontology annotation, molecular function: RNA binding.